AUGUCAAAUGUCUACCUACGGAGCAAUGCCCUCCAGUGCCUCCCCAUCCGCUCCCACAACGCCUCCUCCGUAUGCGGAUUGCCCACACUAGCUCCGCUGGCCCAGGCAAUUACACCCCCAGACACGGCCAGGGAUCACCGCAGUAUUCCAUGCUCCCUCUGCCGCGACCACGUCCUUCUUGAAGCCACCCCUUCUCUCUUCUGUCCUAUCUGUCUGGUAUUUAUAUAUAUGAUCCUACCUGUCCCUCCCGUCCCGUUUCUGUCCGCCUGUUCGUUCCUCUUCACCCAGGCAAUUCGUCUCAUCUUGAAUCCGACAUACCCUGGCCGUCGACAAUCUCGUCUCAGCUCUGUCCACAUUCGAGACAGCUUGCUCUUGAGAAACAAAUAA
This is a messenger RNA of Colletotrichum lupini, 387 nucleotides long. RefSeq lists its product as uncharacterized. The record is from RefSeq and is a predicted model, not a curated record. The coding region runs from base 1 to 387 and encodes 128 amino acids. Lineage: Eukaryota; Fungi; Ascomycota; Sordariomycetes; Glomerellales; Glomerellaceae. The transcript has a single exon.